This is a messenger RNA of Columba livia (rock pigeon), 3721 nucleotides long. RefSeq names its product RAD23 homolog B, nucleotide excision repair protein (gene RAD23B). Gene Ontology annotation, cellular component: cytosol; nucleoplasm. NCBI's taxonomy places the organism in Eukaryota, Metazoa, Chordata, Aves, Columbiformes, Columbidae. The record is from RefSeq and is a predicted model, not a curated record. The transcript has 10 exons. The coding region runs from base 289 to 1491 and encodes 400 amino acids. Gene Ontology annotation, biological process: nucleotide-excision repair; proteasome-mediated ubiquitin-dependent protein catabolic process. Gene Ontology annotation, molecular function: proteasome binding; damaged DNA binding; polyubiquitin modification-dependent protein binding.
CCCUUUCCGCCGAGCGCCUGCGUGCGCCCGCCGUCGGGUGGUGCUUCCCCGUCCUCUCCCUCCUUCCCCCCCUCUCUCUCCUUCCCCCCCCGCCGCCGGGGCCGGGGACCUGAGCGCCACCGCCCGCCCCCGCGCGGUGAGUGUGACUGGCGCCCGGGGGCCGCGCGCCAUAGGGCGAACCGGUGCUGCUCCUCCCCUUCCUUCUCCGUCUUCUCCGCCCGUCCCGCUGCGCUGUGGGGGACUCGGGGGUAGGAGCGUGACCGCGACGGGCCGGCUACAGCCGCCGCCAUGCAGAUCACUCUGAAAACGCUGCAGCAGCAGACCUUCCGGAUCGACAUCGACCCCGAGGAGACGGUGAAGGCACUGAAGGAGAAGAUUGAAUCAGAAAGGGGGAAAGAUGCUUUUCCAGUAGCUGGCCAAAAACUAAUUUAUGCAGGUAAAAUCCUUAAUGAUGAUACUGCUCUGAAAGAAUACAAAAUAGAUGAAAAGAACUUUGUGGUGGUUAUGGUGACAAAACCCAAAGCAGCAGCUGGAGCGACUCAGCAGUCAGAUGCUACUAGUGCUGUUAGCUCGACAACUGCAGCUGCUGUGACAGUCACUGCACCAGUCCCUACUGCUGCUCCUGUGCCAGAUCCUGUUCCUCCACCACCAGCACCAGAUGAAGUUGCUUGUGAAUCUGCACCUGUGACUGCUCCUGAAGAAGAGAAGCCAGCAGAAAAAACACCUGAGCCACCAGCUGCUAUCAGCCCAUCUUCAACUGAGAGUACAACAGGUGAUACAUCUCGAUCAAAUCUUUUUGAGGAUGCUAUAAGUGCACUUGUGACAGGUCAAUCCUAUGAGAAUAUGGUGACUGAGAUCAUAUCAAUGGGCUAUGAACGCGAGCAAGUAAUUGCGGCGCUGAGAGCCAGCUUCAACAAUCCUGACAGAGCGGUGGAAUACCUUUUAAUGGGUAUACCUGGAGAUAAUCAGGCUGUGGCUGAGCCAUCUCAAGCAGCAAGCACUGGUGCCUCUCAGUCUUCAACAGUGGCAACAUCAGUAGCAACUAUACCUAUGACUACUAGUUCAUUAGGAGGACAUCCACUUGAGUUUUUACGAAAUCAGCCUCAGUUCCAGCAGAUGAGACAAAUUAUUCAGCAGAAUCCUUCUCUGUUACCAGCACUGCUACAGCAGAUUGGACGGGAAAACCCUCAGCUACUGCAGCAAAUAAGCCAACAUCAGGAACAUUUUAUCCAUAUGUUGAACGAGCCAGCUGUAGAGUCCCGCCAAGGUUUAAGUGGCAGUGAUGAUGGUGCCAGCAUUGGAGGAGUAGCAGAAGCUGGAAAUGGGCAUAUGAACUACAUUCAAGUAACACCUCAGGAAAAAGAAGCUAUAGAAAGGUUAAAGGCACUGGGAUUUCCUGAAGGACUGGUGAUACAGGCGUAUUUUGCUUGUGAGAAGAAUGAAAACUUGGCUGCCAACUUUCUUCUGCAACAGAACUUUGAUGAAGAUUGAGAGACCUUUUUUGGUUUCACACCUCACACCAGUGCAUUAAACUAACUUUGUUCACUGGAUUGUCGGGGAUAUUUGGGCUUAUAUUCAUAAUGCUUGGUGUAUGAUAUAUGGGGAGCAGGGGAGAAGAGAAUAUGGGAAACAAAGCAAAGAAAGCAGCAAGUAUGUCUACUUUAAUUUAGCAGAUGCAGAAAAUUAUAGUGUAAAAUAAUAUGCAACCAAAAAUCAGCUUUUGCAGAUAAUUAGUUUCUUCUAUACACUGUAGGUUAACUUUUUCUAGUUUUCACUCUUACUGUACUAGUUGCAGAAAUGUAGUGUAAUGCUUCACGUUCCUUUCUACUUGGUAUUGAAAGUAGCCUGUGCCACCUAGAUUCUACAGUCACUAUUUCAUGGCAACACUGGAUAGCAGCCUUGUGAAAUCUAAAAGAUCAGAGCAAAUGCAAACAUGAAUGCCAAAUUAUGGGUAACUAUUUUGCUUUUUCAAAUGUGUUAAAAUAGGGCAAGAAGCACAGUAUUUUGUUUAAAGUUGGGUUAAAAAAUGUUGGCACUUUUUUUUUUAAUUGAAAAUCCAUUUCACUUAAAACUGUCUCGAUCAUUGCAAAACACUACCCUCUCCUUUGCCCACUUCAAAUGAUCCGAGAGGCUAUAUACGUACAGGUAAAAUCAUUAUCCUGUUUACAUAUUUUCUUUUUGAGAGAAAUGAUAGGUACCUAAUUACUGUUCAAUUAAAUGUCACAUUGCAGUAAAAGUUUUAAAAUCAAUAGAUCGCAUGUUUGGUUUUGUUAUAUGCGCUCUUGUGAGUUGAAGAUUCUCUUUCUGCCAGCAAACAAAAUGCAAGUUUCAUUUUUGUCCACUGCAAUGAAACUUUAUCAAAUCAAAUUUCACCUUCCUACUUUUGAACUAGCUUUUACAACACAGCUCUAAGCAUCUGAAUAUAUUGACAUUCUGUUGCUUUUGAGUAGAUUGUAAUUAUCAAGCUAUUUCUGUUCAGUAGGGACUUUUCUUGGACUUCCUCAUUUUAUGAGAAAGAGAAGUUCAUAACUUGGGAUAUCCACAAAACAAUGGAGUUAUUCCAGCCCAGAAGAACCUUCACUCAUAUCUCUGAUAUUGCAAAAAAGCUUUGGUUAUAGAGUUUUGAAUCUUACUUUUUGGUACCUACUUGUCAUUUAUUUUGUUUAAUUAUCAUAAAAUGUAACAAUCUUCCUUUUAAUAUAUGUUGACUUGUAGAGACACUUUUGCCCAUAAUUGCAGUGUUAGCAGUGAAAACAAAUUCUAAUUUAACCUAAAGCUAUCAUGGGGAUGUUUAGAGUUGUACUCCAAUUAUCUAGAUUACAAAUUUAUCUCUACAGUAACCAAGAAAAUAUUAUUAGUGGUAUAGUACUGAGCUGUCGUACCACUAAUGAUAUUAACAAUUUAGUGGUACAUUACAUUUAAGAAAUUAUUUUUCUGCUUAGCUUGUAUAUCACUGGAUUAACUACUUAACUAAUACUUAAGCUUAAAGUACAAGUCAAGUGUAUUGAGAAAAGAGAGUGAAAAAGACUGAAACAUUUGUAUUGUAUUUUGUUUCUUCAUUGGUUGGCCAUCGUCUGUUAAAUGAUUAUCCACACAAAAUAAUUAAAUGUAUUAAAACCUUUUUCUUUCUAUCCUUAGGUACAUGUGAUGUUUUUCCAGAUAGUGUGUAUCUUAAUUAUUCACAUUUUUUUCUCUUAAAAUUUCAUAGGUGUAUGUCUUAAGUGAUCAGUAGCACAAACCAGAUCUAUCAGUAGUUGUGAUAUUGCUAAAUAGAAAAUAAGUCUUUCAUAAUGCUUUCAUUUUAGUGAAAUGUUAAUAUGCAAGUCAGCCAGUAGACUUCAGCUAAAUAGAAUUCUUAGUAUAUUUAUGUACUGGAAGAGAUGGAUUUUGAUUUAACACUCUUCAGACAAAAAGGGGAUAUUUGUUACCUGUAAAAGGACCAGCUGCCAAGUACUUGAAAAAUGCCAAACUGGUAUAAAGACUUCUCGAAUGUACUCUACUACAUAGCUAAUAUCUAACUGAGACAACAUGUUUUAGUUUGUGGGAGUCUUCUGAUCAAACUGCUCUCAGAAAUAACCAUUUUUUCUCUAGGAGGAUGGAGAGUAAUGCAAGAACAUCUGCGCGUGUUUUCAGUCAACUGCCUCCAAUUUUGAUUCUGAAAUGUUUACUUAUUAUAAAUGUAUUUCAAUUAAAGACUGUUGAGCUUGGUCUUUGUAAAAAA